This is a messenger RNA of Periconia digitata, 1442 nucleotides long. The record is from the annotation of a GenBank genome assembly. Lineage: Eukaryota; Fungi; Ascomycota; Dothideomycetes; Pleosporales; Periconiaceae.
GUCUUUCUCCGCCGAGCACCAUUCUUUUCCUAUUCAUUCUUCCACUUUUCCUGCAUUUUCCCUCCUCUGAACUCCACCCAACAAAAGCGAAAAAUCCCAUAUCCAAAGAGGAGCGCCAUGCCCGCGCCACUCGCAAAAGGCCACGACUCCUCUCCCCCCUCCUCUUCCCCACCUCCAGAUUGUCAUUGUUCAUCAUGCCGCCGUCAUCCGACUGCCGCCCGACCUAACCACCCCCUUCAAACAGGCCUCAUCAUCGCCGCCUCGGUACUGGUUGCCGCCGGAAUCGCCAUCUAUGAGUCCCCUCAAGUCCGCCAAUGGGUCGAUGACUCUCGCCGCAAAAUCGCCGUCGCCCUUCACUCCCUCGGCGAUGAACUGCAACCCCGCCGCCCCUCCGAGUCCUCGGAAGACUUUGAGAACAGGAAGAGGGAAGUCGCACGGAGGAAACGCAAUGAGUUGAUUCGCCGCGCGAGGGAGGAGGGCGUAGCUGUCGAUCUGGACGCGCUGGCUGCCAUCGGUCGCGAGGAGGAGGUGGAACUCGCUCAGACACGCCCAAGGCGGAAGACCAAUGCUAGCCAGCGCAGUUUCGACGAUCUCGUGGGAAGCGACGGCAUGCUCAAAAAAGAUACCGAGACAACAGAAAAGGCUAUUGGCUCCGGCACGGCAACCGAAAAUCCAGACGCAAACCUGCGAAAGCGAGGUGUUGCUGGAUUCAUGGCUGGCGCUGCUGCUGUUGGUGGCGACCCCUUCUCCGACGACCACACCCUGUUCGAUCACGACCAAGACAGCAACACCAAGCCAUCCACUCGCGAGUCUACAGCUACCAUCCAAGACGACAGCGAACACAUUCCCUCCGCUACCGCUGGUCAACUCAUCGACGUCACCCCAGAAUCCGUCUACAUGCACCCCGACAACGCCCAAACCGCAUCUAUUCACCAAUCCUCUGCACCCCCAUCCGAAACCGAACAAGCUGCACAGUCCUUUUAUUCCUUUACCUCCGACCACUCUCACAUAGCCGCCGAUGAAGAUGAAGAGCCCGAUGUCUUCUCUACAGGCACACUGACUCCCCGUUCCGAAGCCUCGGCCUUCACGGGCGCCUCUAUCGUCGGUAGCCAGGCCUCUGACAUCGCUAUCCUCGCCAGCAUGCAGAACGAAACCGACGCCGACACGGAGGAUCGCGAUGCCGAUGCGCGCUCCGAAAUCUUCUCCGAAAGCGGCUUUACCGAGGCUGGUUUCUCCGAGGCUGGCUUUAGUGAAGUCGGCGAGAACCGUGGCAUUCUGACCCCGAGUAGCUGGACAGAUGUCGGUAGUGACGAUGAGAGCGAGUGGGGUGGUCCUGCGCAGGGUGGGCAGGUCAGCCAGAUUCAGCAACAGUAAACCCUCUUCUUGCCUAUCUUUUUUUCCCUGUUUCUCUUGUACCUGUGUCCUGCACCCUUCUCUCUUUG